ACUGUUUUUGUUAAAAUCGGGGAAAACGUGUUUGUUCCCGUCGCGUGAUUGUAGUAACCUGUGCCUUUUUGUGCGUUUUUCGUGCGUUGAGAUCAUCGCGGUUUCUUUCGAACGUGCCUCGCUGGUUUGGAGUUAGAGGAGAUAAUGGACAAGGAAAAUGUACCCAACAACGCCACCGAACCGGAUCCGGACGCCGCGGUCCCGGUCGCGGUCCCGGUCGCGGUCCCGGUCGCGGUCCCGGUCGCGGAAGGGCUCGAAGACAGUAGCACCAGACUCGCCAAAGCAAUGCGGACGCGACUGGACGAGGAAAAGGCGCGGGAAAAGCAAGCUUUCCGUAGCAUGAUGAGCUUGCAGCGGUUGAAGCAGCUGGAAUCGCUUGAGCAAAAACUGGCCGGCUUUGCUAGCUUCUCCCGCCGAAAGGACGAGGAAAAGGGACCGGCUAGGCGUGCCGGGUCUACGAAAAAGCUGCCAGUUACCAGCCCCAACGGACGCCUCCCGGUGGUUUCUAGGCUUCAGGCUAUCCAGGAGGAUGUGGCCAACAACAAUGCACCGCUUCAGUUCACACAGUACGAGACGUCUCCACCGUUCAUCGCGGGGGAGAUGCGUGACUACCAGGUGCAGGGUUUGAAUUGGCUCAUUUCGUUGCAAGAGAGCGGUCUGAAUGGGAUAUUGGCCGACGAAAUGGGGCUUGGCAAAACCAUUCAGUCCAUUUCGAUGAUCGGAUACAUGAUGACGAUUCGGAAAUAUCGAGGCCCAUACCUGGUUGUUGUUCCGUUGUCUACGGUUGAUAAUUGGUUGAACGAGUUUGCCACCUUUCUGCCGACAGCUGAGGUGCUCCGGGGACACGCCACGGGAAGCGAGAAGAGGAAUGUGCUGGAUGCGAUCGCAAUGGUCGGGAAGCGGUGUCGCUGGGAUGUGGUGAUCACGAGCUAUGAGUUCUUUUGGCAAAACGUGGCUGUCUUUCGCCAGCAGAACUUUCACUAUGCCAUCAUUGACGAGGGCCACCGGGCAAAGAACGAAAACACGCAAUUCCCGAAGGCACUGGUACGCUGCAACAUUAGCAGCAUGGUGCUGCUGACCGGUACACCGAUCCACAACAAUCUGCACGAGCUGUGGGCCCUGUUGCACCUUCUGAUGCCUGCGUUCUUCGACAAUGCCGAAAACUUCGACGACUGGUUCAAGGUGGAGAACUGCAUCGAUCCGCGGCAUGAGCAGUCGAUCCGGUUGAAGAAUCUCCUGAAGCCACUGAUGCUGCGACGAACGAAGGACGAAGUUAGCGCACCGAUACCACCGAAACGGCGUAUCAUGAUCGUAGUACCACCGACCGAACAGGUACUGCUCUGGUCGCACAAGGUGGUGAACCACGAAGUGAUGUUCGUUCGGGACAACGGUACACUAAGCCGUCAGCGGAUGGGUAGCGUGUUUCCAUACCUGCGCCAGGUGACACUACACCCCUUUCUUAUACCCGGCGCGGAACCUACCGAAUCGGACUUGGUCACGCCGGAAAUCGUGAGCUACAGCUCCAAAAUGAUCGUACUCGACGCUUUGCUGGGCAAACUGUUCGAGCGUGGCUCGCGCGUGCUGAUAUUUUCCCAGUUCGUUGUGAUGCUGCAGAUACUGGCGGAUUAUAUGGACUGGCGGGGCUACAAAUACUGCAUGCUCGACGGAACUGACGACUUUGCGGUCCGCAAGGAGCAGAUCGAUGAUUUCAACCGUCCAAAGUCGGAUCGCUUCGUGUUUCUGUUGAGCACCCGGGCCGGUGGAUUGGGCAUCAAUCUCUUUAGCGCCGAUACGGUCAUCUUUUACGAUAUGGACUACAACCCACAGAUGGAUUACCAGGCCGAGGAUCGUGCCCAUCGCAUUGGCCAGAGGCACAAGGUGCACAUCAUACGGAUGCUCGUGCGCGGUACAAUCGACGAGUCGCUGCACACCAUCACCGAGCAGAAGAAGCAGCUGGAUGAGGCCAUCAUUCGGCAGACUUUGACCGUGCAGCGUAAAAUGGAGGCGAUCGAGUAUCAGAACAAGAAUCUGCUCAACGCUGGCAUGAUAGAUGAGGCGGCUGUAGAUGCCCAAGUGGCCGCACUGAUCGAUGCAAUGGGACCCCUUGAGCAGUGGAGUAAAACGGCCAAGAAGGAGACAACAGGCCUGGCGGAUGACUAUACGCUGCAUCUACCAAGCAUUCCACGCAGUGCCGCGGUGGCGCACCUUCAGUAUACAACACAUUCCAUCAAGCGAAAGUCUGAAGAGGAUCUAAUUCUUACGACAAAGAGAAGACGAAGCACCGUGAACCGCUUGCAGUGAGAAAAGCGAUCACAGGCAAACUCCCUCUCGAAUAAUACUCGUUUACUUACUUUAUGCUCAAUUGCCGCUGAAAAACGGGUUCUCCGUGAACUAUGAUUUAUCGCCCAAGAAGCUACUUCGAAUUUUGUACUUAAGCAGACUACUCUGUUGAACCAGAAUCUCCUACCAAACUGUGCACAGUAUUACCGAAAGAGGAGGUGGCGCAUGGUUACUGUUUCCCGUUUUUUUCUGUUUUCUUAUGCGCCGUCUCAUGCUUAUGUGUGCCAUGUGUGAAAUGUAACGGUUAAUGGACUAUUCAAGCGGGACCUAUUUUUUGUGAAUUUAAUUCAACGGAACCAGAGGAUAUUCAAUAAAUCUUAUCAGACGAUUAGUAACUUAA
Molecule: messenger RNA, 2680 nt
Organism: Anopheles aquasalis
Lineage: Eukaryota; Metazoa; Arthropoda; Insecta; Diptera; Culicidae
Product: chromatin-remodeling complex ATPase chain Iswi-like
Molecular function (GO): ATP binding
Source: RefSeq, a predicted model, not a curated record